AUGGUUAGCUGGCAGAAUCGAGGGAUGGGUUUUUCAUCAGCAUGGAGUACUGAAACUGGAGAUCAUGAUGAUGUCCCUGAAGCUGAAAUACGAAUUGAAACAGAUAACAUUAACCUGCAAGGGGACUCAAAAUUAUCAAUUCCUGACCAAGCUCAUCUUGAUGCUCAACCUCAACCAAGUACCAGCCCAAUACUUAGUCGGAGAAGAAGACCAGCCCUUGCAUCCUCUCUUGCCACAUCAUCUGAUUCAGGCCAAAGAACAAAGGUGGUUUCAAGAAUGGCUCAAGAAUGGAUCCAACAUUUUGGAAUAGCUGAUGAGGGAAUUCCUUCACAGGAGAUCAUUGACAGCCCUCUUCAUAGUCAGACUGACCAAGAAUCUGUAACAGCUGACAUUGAUCUUAGCCCAAGCCAGUCAUCUAUAAGAAUGCAGCAUGAUGUCCAAAGUGAGCUCAUCUGUGAGAAUGACAACCUGGAUCUGCUCUUCACACAAGCAUCUAAAUAUAAGUGCGAUGAGGAAAUUGGCUUACCAGUUCUUAAUGCAAUCAUUGAAGUCAGCUGUUCACAGGAAGAUGCUCUUAACUCUCCCAAGGAGACAUUGAAGGAGAGUCUGUUGAAACUUGGGUGCCAAACUCACCUGCUAAGCCGCACAGGGAAAUGUCUGACAGUGUCUUCAGAAGCUGGGAACCAAUGUCACCUCUUGAUUCUGGCCACAAAGUCCAAUGACAAUGGAGAAACUUUGUGCUUUGGACUGCCCACUGUAGAGAAGCCAGAAAUACCUAGUCAUGUGGUCCUCCUCAGUUGUUUUCGUGUUCAUGCAAUUUCACUCACCCCUGGAUUUCUCUGCACAAUCAGGGAGGAAGUGGUGGUGGAAAUGCCAGAGGGAUCACUCACUCUCAUCUCUCCUUUGGGAGGCUGUGAAGUAGAAAAGUUCACUGAUAACCAAGUCAUGGAUUUCCUCCUCAACAAAAAGCCUCUUUCUACAUCCUCAGAAUCAGUGUAUAAGAGGAUUAUUCUGAAGACCUUCUCAGCUGUGACUCGAACAGAAAGAUACAGAGGCCUUUUCACCACUCACUCAAAUGCAGAGCGACCUGAUGACCUUGAUGACUGGAAGGAACGCAUUCAUAAGAUCAUCAUGGAUCAAGAGUCACGAUGGAAUGACCCAUAUUCGAAAGCUAUCCUCAAGAGGAUGCCCUAA
Messenger RNA from Darwinula stevensoni, 1194 nucleotides. NCBI's taxonomy places the organism in Eukaryota, Metazoa, Arthropoda, Ostracoda, Podocopida, Darwinulidae. The record is from the annotation of a GenBank genome assembly.